Molecule: messenger RNA, 1161 nt
Organism: Nezara viridula (southern green stink bug)
Lineage: Eukaryota; Metazoa; Arthropoda; Insecta; Hemiptera; Pentatomidae
Source: the annotation of a GenBank genome assembly
AUGUUGCUUGGAAUGGAUCACGCUUUGAGACUCUAUAAUAACCCCGAAAUCACAAGAAGGGAAAUAAUAAAAGCAAUGGAAAACUAUAAAGGUCUUAAUUGGAAGGUAGAGCCUUUUGUGUUUAAUGAUGGAACGUCCCGAGAUUUGGUUAAUCUUCAAGGUACUAUUCCUGUAAAUUAUAAAGGAUCUGUAUACAACAUUCCAAUAUGCAUUUGGCUGAUGGAUACGCAUCCUGACACCCCUCCAAUAUGUUAUGUUAAACCAACUCCAGACAUGCAAAUAAAAAUGUCCAUGUAUGUUGAUCAUAGUGGAAAAAUUUAUCUUCCAUAUUUACAUGAUUGGCACCGAUCAUCUUCUGAUUUAUUGGGGCUUAUUAUUGUUAUGAUAUGUGCUUUCGGAGAAUACCCUCCCGUUUUUGCAAGACCACGAACUGAUAGCACACCUUAUCCAACACAACCAAGUUAUAUGCCAAUGCCAGGAAGCUGUUAUCCGGCAUAUCCUGCAACUCCUACUCCUACUCAAUAUCCCCAGCCUCAGUAUGGGAACACACCUUAUCCACAAAUGCCUCCUACCCCUCUUCGACCUCCUCCAACACCAACACAACAUUACAUGCCACAAGCAUCUCCACCUGCAGUACCUAGUGGUAAUUCUGGUACAAUUACUGAUGCUCACAUUCGUGAAUCACUUAUGUCCGCUUUGGAACACAAGAUAAAACAAAGACUACAAGAGCAUUUAGGUCAGUCUAAAGCCGAAUUGGAUAUUUUGCAACAUACUGCAAAUGAACUAACUCAUGGUAAAGCAAAACUUGAUGCUAUUAUUGAAAAGUUAAAAAAAGAAAAGUUGGAACUUGAGAGGACUAUAAACGUUCUCAAGGAAAAGGAUGCUGAACUUGACAAGGCUAUUGCUGAAAUAGGAGAACAAGGUGAAGUUGAUGUAGAUGAAGCUGUGACCACUACAACACCUCUUUACAAACAGAUACUGAAUACAUAUGCUGAAGAAGCAGCCCUCGAAGACACUAUAUAUUACAUAGGGGAAGCUUUAAGGAGAGGAGUAAUUGAUCUAGAUGUAUUUUUAAAACAAAUUCGAACCUUAUCUCGCAAACAAUUCAUGUUACGUGCUUUGAUGCAAAAGUGUAGACAAAAAGCUGGAUUAGCCUGUUGA